This is a messenger RNA of Xiphophorus couchianus (Monterrey platyfish), 1821 nucleotides long. RefSeq names its product leucine-rich repeat and transmembrane domain-containing protein 2-like. The transcript has 5 exons. NCBI's taxonomy places the organism in Eukaryota, Metazoa, Chordata, Actinopteri, Cyprinodontiformes, Poeciliidae. Gene Ontology annotation, molecular function: protein binding. The coding region runs from base 325 to 1497 and encodes 390 amino acids. The record is from RefSeq and is a predicted model, not a curated record.
GUUGGCAGAUUGCACGGUGGAUGGAGAGCUCUGCCUGACCUAGGAAGCUCAGUGAGCCAGUGAUGACGAUGAAGAGGAGGAGGCAAUAAUCACGGGUGGAUGAACUGGACUCAAAUCCAGCUAUAGAUUCCUACUUUACAAAGAAGACAGGUACCUCAGUGAAAAAUGCAGAUAAAGAAGAACAGGAAUGAUCUAUCUUCGCUGCCUCUCUCUGGAGUCUAAAAAGCCGAGCAGACGGUUGAACCUGGAUGUCAGGGUUACCCAGCGCCAAGCAAGACCAGCCAAAUGUAAACCAGCGCUUACGGCAGAGUUAAUGCUGAAGACAUGAGGCAUGGACAGAGUCACCAUGGGAGUUUGGUCUAUGAGGCUUCCACUGGAGUGGUGCUGGUUCUGCUGGGGCUUCUGGGCUCAGUCAGUGGCUGUCCUACUAUCUGCACCUGCUAUCACAACACAACUGACUGCUCUGCUGUGGGGCUCGUCUCUCUGAUGCCCAUCCAAAAGCAGCUAGGCUUGGAUUCACUAGUGCUCCAUCUUUCUCAGAACAACCUGUCCUCCUUGGGUAGCAGUGACAUGCUGAACCUCAGCAACGUGGAGCUCCUGGAUCUGUCCCACAACCAUUUUCACAGCUUGCAGCCUAGAGCUUUCAUUGGCCUGAGCAGCCUUCAGUGGUUAAAUCUCUCUUCUAACUACCUUGGUGUUAUUGUAACAGCCUCUGACCUCCCUAACAGCACAGUGACUGGCCACGGACUGAAUGGAAGUGUUGGUUUAAGCAAGGAGGUCUUCCAGGGAUUGUGGCAGCUUCAGGGGCUUGAUCUGUCCUCUAAUAGCCUUCUAUUGUUGCCAAAGGGCCUCCUGGAUAGGCUUCAGAGACUCACCUGGUUGUCCCUGGCUCGCAAUCGGCUUAAGACCCUGGACAGAGUUACAUUUGAGCCCCUAGUUAACCUCCAGCAGCUCCAGUUGGCUGGAAACCAUUGGGAAUGUGACUGCAAAUUGAGGGAUUUCAAGAACUGGAUGGAGUGGUUAAUUUACAGAGAUGGGCAGGUAGAUGUGAUGCAGUGCAAUUUUCCCAGGAACCUGAAGGGCAGGGACAUCCGUAGCAUUCCAGCAGAGAUGUUCACUUAUUGUGCAAGUCCAACCAAGAAUAUUGCAUUGAAUCAGGCCACUAAGCCUCCCUGCCCGCCAGGGCGGCUCAGCAGCACGGAUGAGUGUGUUCGGCAGCGACAUAGGCCAGUCAGCGUACGCAGAGCACAUGGCACACAAAUAGUGGCGGGAGUGGUGUGUGGCACAGUGUGCAUCAUGAUGGUUAUUGCAGCAACUUACGGCUGUAUCUAUGCCUCACUCAUGGCUCGGUACCAGAGAAAGAUGAAGAGCCGCGGGCAGCCUCUGAUAGCCAAGUCUGGAACUGAAACUGACCUGGAUGACAUCCCAGCUUUAUCUACUGACACACCCAAAGACGGCUAUGACUUUGUGUAUGGAUAUCGAAUCAGCAGCUUCUGACACGCCGAGAUCCAAUUGCUUUGGCAACUUUGCUCUUCAGUUCUCAAACAGUGUCUCCACGGAGAAACUCUGCAAUUCUGUCACUGUGCUAAAACUCUUUGGGUAUGGAGUGAUUGUAUAACUACUUUAAAAAGUUAGACUAGGUGAAAUUUAAAAACUGUAGCACAUUUGAAAUGCAUUGGCGUUCUGCAUAUGAAAUAUAUAGGUGUGCUGAUUGGCACAUCUGGACAUUCUAGUUUUUUUAUUUGUUUUCCUUUCUCUAUCAAAGCACCUGACUACAAGCUUAAGAUGCAUAACAAUACAAAUUAAAUUAGUUUCCCACCA